GAAGCAGGCCCGGUCCACGCGCCUGCAAGCGGCGGGAGGAGUCGCGGAGUCGCGGCCCCCGACCACUGCCUCCGCUGGUGGGGGUAGUGCGGGCACCACAUACCCCGCGAGGAGCUCCUCCUCGGAGCGCGCCCGGGUCGGUUGGAGUCCGGCAUGGCCGGGAGCCCGGCGGACUUACUGCUGCUGCCUCUGAUUCUCCUGCUGCUGGGGACCCCUGCCCAGGUCUCCCGCGACUACCAUUACUUUGGCGAGAAGAGCGGAGGCGACACCUGGGAGGAACUGCGGCUGCAGCAUCAGGAGAAAGACGUGGAGGACUCGAUCCUUGGCCCGUGGGGAAAGUGGCGCUGUUUCUGCGACCUGGGCAAGCAGGAGCGCAGCCGCGAGGUCCUGGGCACAGCGCCGGGCCCGGUGUUCAUGGACCGCGAGAAUCUGGUGCAGGUGCGGCCCUGCAGGCAACAGGAUUGUUCAUCCUGCAAACCAACCGAUUGCGACUGGAGGCCCUGAACCCGGCCCUGACGGGCGGGGCGUCAGGGACGCCGGGGCGGAGCUUGGAAAGCGGCUCCGCCCACCCCGUGUCCCCAAGGAAGAGCU
Messenger RNA from Neomonachus schauinslandi (Hawaiian monk seal), 591 nucleotides. It is a transcript of the gene THSD8, whose product is annotated as thrombospondin type 1 domain containing 8. The record is from RefSeq and is a predicted model, not a curated record. Bases 154 to 504 code for a protein of 116 amino acids. Lineage: Eukaryota; Metazoa; Chordata; Mammalia; Carnivora; Phocidae. The transcript is spliced from 3 exons.